UAUUUACUUUUUGUUAUCAAUAAGUGAACAAGCCGAUAGUUUGGUUAAGUUUUGAUAGUAAUUUUUCUAGUUUUCAAUGGUUUGACUUUUAGUAUUUUAAUUUUAUGUAAAUUGUAAAUAGAAGAUUGUUUUAAUUUUCCAAUUUCCUAUUCAACAUACAAUAUAACAGUAAAUACUUUAAUUAUACUUUAAUUAAAUUAUUAUACUUAGUUAUUUUAAAUAAUUUUUUAUAACAAUUUUUUCUUUGUUUUAAAUGACUGCUUAUAACCUUUUUGUAAAAUUGGCUUUAUUUAUAUGUUAAAGAUGUAUGGAGAAAUGAAUAACAACAAAUUGGCUUUGCCAUUACAUUACCAGCAGAUUAUUCAAGCUAUUAAUAUUGAACCGUAUUUGAAUUAUGUAGAAAACAUUUUCAAAACUCCCCUUGGGUAUGCAAUCAUUUUAUUAUAAAUUUAAUUUUUUUCUUAUUAAAAAAAAAAUUAAGUAAACAGUUGUACACAGAAAUACUAAUAAAACUCUAGAAUAGUAAACUAAUAUUUACUUAUACGUAGCUUUUUAAAUGAUAAUAAUUAACAUUUAUUUUUAGGGAAGAUUCAAGUGAUACAGAUUUAGAUGGUGAUUUUAGUGAUCUUGAAACUCCAGAAGGUUUGACUUUAUAUUUUUAACUUUUUUUACUAAUUUAAUCGAAAAAAUAAUAUAACCUAAUAGUUAAUUAAUUAAAUAAUGUGAACAAUAUUAUAUAGUUUUUGUGAAUAUUGUUAUCUAAUUUAGAACGAAUUGCUGACCGUUCUCGAUUUUAUAAUUUAUCAAAUGUUGGUGAUGAUCGUUUAUGGCUACAAAGUCUUCUCUUGGAAAACAACGAUUCAGAUGAUCCUGAAGACGUAGUGACGGAAGAAGAUUUACAAGAGAUGUUAAAACUACAUUUAUUCAAAAAGAAGUGUCAACAACAAUUCCUUACUGCUAAAAAUGUAAAUUGGUUUAUUUUUAAUUACAAAUUAGUAAAUAAAUUGUUAUUAGGUAUUUGUUUAGGUAAUAAUAAUUAUAAUAUUAUAAGUUGUUUAGUGUAUAUAUAUACACUUAUUGAAAAAUCGUGGUUUACUUUACAGAAAAAUCGAUGUCGGUAUUAUAGUUCUGGCUUAUUAUCUAAUUUUGAUAAAUAUCAAACGAGAACUGAAAAAAAAAAUACUCAAAAGUCAAAAGCUACCACAGUCAAACAUAAACAUAAAGUAUUUAAAGAGUAUUAAUUAAUGCCUUAUUUAUAAAUAUAUUUAUGUCAAUAAUUGAUAAAUUUAUAUUUAUAGAAUUCUGACGGAGAUAAAAAACUCACUAAAAGGAAAACACGAUCUUUAAGUCCUACAGCUAAAACAUUAAAACUUGAAAAGAAAAAAGCCCUUUUGGAAGCAAAAACUGCUCAAGUCGUAUUUAUGAAAAGAAAAAAGCUAUGGUUACAUAUGUCCAAAAAGGAAAUGGGAAAAGUAAUGGCGUUAAAAAAUUAAUAAAUCAUAUUUUAUUUAUAAUAAGUAUUAUUAUAUCAUAUUCAGUAUACCUAUGACUAUCAGUGUGGUUUUAUGUCAGGUAAAGUGAACAAUGGAACUAAUCUUUUAUGUAGGGCAUAUAGAUUAUGUCUAAGAAAAUCUAAGGAAAAAGUUGUGAAUGUUGUUCAUAGAUUCAGAGAAAACAUAUAGUAUGAAGAGUAUCGAAAAAAGUAAAAAAAAAUUCAAGAGGAAAUGGGUACUGUAUAAAUAUGUUAAUGAACUUGUAAUCAAAGGAUAAGUAAAGGAAAUACAAACCAAGUGUUUUUGAGCUGUAUUAUAAUUAGAACAUGAUAGAGAUUAAUAGACAAAACCAAGAACAUAUAAAACAAACAGUUAACUUAUUAUUUAGGAUUGAUUGCUUAACAAAAUGUAUGUUUCUGAUCAAGGAUAUGAAUGAGGGAGCAAGUACACAGGUAUAAAGUUGUGGUUGAAGACUAUAAUGACCAACUCUAAAUAACUAACAGGAAAGGUAUAGGGAAAAAAUGUAUAAGAUAAUAAUAUAAAAGAUAUAAAAAAAUAUCCUUCUGUGUAUAUAAUAUAUAUACAAUUUUAAAUAUCUGAUUAAAAAAUGUUUGUACCAAUAGAUUCACAGAAUGAAAAAUAAUAAUCAUAAAGAAAUAUUAAUAACGUGUCGACGAACUGCACAGUCUUGUAUGAAACAUUUACGUCAAAAAGCUAUUCAAGUAAUUUUAAAUGUAAUAUUUAAUUGUUCAUUUUUAAUAUUAUGGUAUACAUUUUAGAGUCAAAAAAAUAUGAAAGAAAAUAUAUGGCGUGCAAAACGUUUAACACGAGAAAUGUUGACAUAUUGGAAGCGAUAUGAUCGUAAUGAACGUGAAACACGUAAGAAACAGGAAAAAGAAGCUGAAGAACAAAGAAAAAUGGAUGUAGAGUUGAUGGAAGUAAGUUAGCUCUAUUUAUUUGUAUUUGUAUAUUUUUUUUUUUUUUUUUUUUUUUUUUUUUUUUUUUUUUUUUUUUUAUUUUUUUUUUUUGUGCUAUUUAAUAUUUUGUGUCAUAUUUAUUUUUUUUUACAUAUUUUAACUUAAGGUUAAACGUCAACAAAGAAAAUUGAAUUUCUUAAUCACUCAAACAGAGUUAUAUGCACAUUUUAUGUCAAAAAAACUUGGACAAAGUUCUGCUGAAGAACAACUAAGAAUUUUAAAUCAAUUAGAUGAAGAAAAAAUACCAAGAUUAAUGCAUAUUGAAAAUUAUAACAGGUAUAAAAUUAAAACUUUAUUAAUAAUUUAGUUUUUAAUAUAUAUUAAACAUUUAAAAAUUAAUUACACAUUUUAAAUUUUGUCUACACCAGUAUUAUUAUUUUAAAAUAUUAGAAAUUUAAUAAUAAAUUUAUUUUCAUUAUUUUCUAUUCAUACUUUAAGAUUAUUUUAUACAAGUUCUACACUUGUUUGUUUUUAUAAAUAAUGUUCACCAUUAUAUUUGUGUUUUUAAUUAGUGAAGUAUAUAAGAACAAAGCAUUACAAAAUACUCAAAAAGCAUUAGAUGCUCAAGCAAAGCAGUCUAUUGAAUUUAAUGAUCCAGAUUUAAAAAUCAAUACUCCUCCACCUAAUGAGGAAAGACCACAACCAACAAUAUUUCAAGGCAGUUUGAAACACUAUCAAUUAAAAGGAAUGAAUUGGCUUGCAAAUCUUUAUGAUCAGGUAUAAUUAUUAUUUUUUAAAAUUCUACAAUGUUUUCAAAAUAUAUAAUAAUAUUUUUUUUUUAUAAAUUCAGGGAAUAAAUGGCAUAUUAGCGGAUGAAAUGGGAUUGGGAAAAACUGUACAAUCUAUUGCUUUUUUAUGCCAUAUUGCAGAAACAUAUCGUGAGUAUUAUAUUAUUAAUUAUUUUAAAUAAUGAAAAUAUAAACCAAACAUCAUACAUCAUUAAUGUAUAGUCUAUUCAAAUUAUAUUAUCUUGAUAUUAUAGGUGUAUGGGGUCCGUUUUUAAUUGUAUCCCCAUCAUCUACACUUCACAAUUGGCAGCAAGAAAUAGCUAGAUUUGUUCCUGAUUUUAAAGUUGUACCAUAUUGGGGAAAUCCACAAGUAAACACUAAUUAAAAAAUAAAUAUUAAAUUAAUGCAUUUCUUUAAAUGAGUAUAAUUUUGCAGGAAAGAAAAAUUUUGAGACAAUUCUGGGAUCAAAAAGGCUUACACACACAAGAAGCUAGUUUUCACGUGGUUAUAACAAGUUAUCAAUUGAUAGUGAGCGAUUUUAAAUAUUUUAAUCGUAUUAAAUGGCAAUAUUUAGUUCUUGAUGAAGCUCAAGCUAUCAAAAGUGCUAAUAGGUAUUGUAUAAUUUUUCAUUAUCAUUUAAGAUUACUUAUUAAAAUUAUUAUUAUUAUUGUAGUGUACGUUGGAAACUAUUACUGACAUUUAGAUGUCGUAACCGUUUGUUAUUAACUGGUACUCCUGUGCAAAAUAGUAUGGCAGAACUUUGGGCUUUGUUGCAUUUUAUUAUGCCAACAAUGUUUGAUUCCCAUGAUGAAUUUACAGAAUGGUUCUCAAAAGAUAUUGAAAGUCAUGCAGAAAACAAAACGGGCAUUGAUGAAAGUAAGGCAAAAAUUGUAUUGUAUAAUUGUUUUCCUUAUUAUUAUUUUAUUACUGCAACUUGUGACUUAUAAAUAAAUAAGUUUUUAAAAAUAUUACAAAGAACAAAGCUAUAAAAUUUUAAUAUAGCAGGUUAUAUUUAUUAUAAAUUAUAAUAAUAUAAAAGUAUAAUAUACCCAUUGAUUAUAAAUAAUAAAAUUUAUAAUCAAUAAUAUAAAACAUUUUAGUAGUGUUUAUUAUAAUUUAUUAUAGGUUAAUAUUUUAUGGAUUUUGGGUUUUGAAUAUUAUAAUACUAUUUGUAAGUGCUUUAGGUAUAAUUUAUAUUUAAUGUAAUUUUUUCUUACAUAUUUCCAUAAAUUAAAAUAUUAAAAUUCUAGAACACCUAUCCAGAUUACAUUUGAUUUUAAAACCGUUCAUGUUACGAAGAAUAAAAAAAGAUGUUGAAAAUGAAUUAUCAGACAAAAUUGAAAUAUUGAUGUACUGUCCUCUUACUUCACGUCAAAAAAUGUUAUACUCUGGUAAAACAAACAUACUGAAUAUUAAGAAAAUUAGAAAUGCUGUUGAAUCAUUUUUAUUUUUUUUAAAUAGCUUUAAGAAAAAAGAUUCGUAUUGAAGAUUUAUUGCAUUCAGCUGGCUCUUACCAUUCCUCACCCAAUGUCACAUCAAAUCUGAUGAACUUAGUUAUGCAAUUUCGAAAAGUUUGUAUUAAUUUAAUUUGAUAUUCAAUAAACUAGUUGUUAUAGAUUUUUUUUUUUUUUAAGGUUUGUAAUCAUCCAGAAUUAUUUGAAAGAAGAGAGGCUAGAUCGCCUUUUUUUUCUCGCCCAAUAGAUUAUAUUGUUCCAAAACUAAUUUAUUUUGAUAAUUCAAGUAAAUACAAUUUUUUAAGCAAACAGCAUUUAUUUGCUAACAAAUUUUGUAUAUAUAAUGUAGAACAAGUACAUCAUAGCUGUUACCCUGUAGAUAAUGGUAAAAAUUAUAAUAUAAUCAAUAUACAAAUUUUGAUUCCUAAAUUUUAAUAUUUUAUAUUACUAGGUAAAUCAACCAAUUGUAGCAUGUUUUGCUUUAUUCGAUUUUUAAAAAUGUCACCUACUGAACUAUUUGAAAUAACAAAUGGUGGAUUAUAUAAUAGGUAUUAUUUUUAUACUUUUAAUUAUGAUUAAUAAAAUUAAUUAUGAUUAAUAAAAUCUUCAAUUAAUAUUUAUUUUCAGAAUUAUUUAUGUUUUAAUUCAACAAAAAAUGAAUAGUUUGAUUAAAGAAAAAAAUAUUUGGAACAAAAAUAGUAUAUUGUGGCCAUUUGUAGAAAAUCAUAUACCAGAAUUAUUCAAAUUUAUAACUCCAAUUUUAAACACGUGCACUAUUACUCAUAUGACUCAUACUCAUCACUGUAUGAAUGAAACCAUGGAACACAAAUUACGUCGAAUUAAACAAGUAAAAAUCAAUAAAUUAUCCUAAACAUACCAAAAUAUAUAAUUUGAAAAAUUAUUGUUUUAAUAUAAUCAUAGGUUAAUUCUGACAUGAAUAUAACAAUGGAGAACAUUUUUGUUGAAAAUUCAUCAUUAGAUCACUACAAACAUAGACCACCACAAAUAUAUAAAUGUCAUCCAACACAAUUGCCAUCAUUUUUGUAUUUUUAUUCUCCAAAAGUAACAACAAAAGGUCGCCAAUUAUGGGUUCCUGGUAGUAGAUCUGCUGCAUAUGUUUGGCAGCGACAUGAAUCAUGUGAUUCUGCUGAAGGUCAUAAUUUAAUAUAUAAUGGUCAUUCAAGUUUCAAUCAUAAUCAAUGGUCAUGUGAAAACAUAGGAGGUUUAAAUUCUUUAAAACCGAAGAAUGGAUGGUUUCACAUCAGCAUACCUGGUAAUGUGAAAGUGUGUCAUUUCUAAAUUAAAUAGUUAAUUUUAUACUUUUUUCCUAGACAAGCAAAGUUUGGUUACUGAUUGUGGAAAAUUGAAAAUUUUAGACAAUUUAUUAACACAAUUAAAACGAGAAAAUCACAGAGUUCUAAUUUAUUCACAAAUGACAAGGAUGAUUGAUAUUUUAGAGGCAAUUGAAAAACAAAUUACAUAAUAUUAACUAAUUUAUUCACCUAUGCAAUAUAUUUUACAGGAAUAUAUGUGGUAUAAAAAACUAAGAUAUAUGAGACUUGAUGGUUCAUCAAAAAUAUCUGAUAGAAGAGAUAUGGUUGCUGAUUUUCAAAAUCGGUACACAUUAUUUAUUCAUAUUUAGUACUGAUAAAAUAUAUAUUAAAUUAAAAAAUAUAAAUAAUUAUGUUAUUUUGAAUGGCCAAGACAAUGUUUACAUUAAUUCUGUAUUGAAAGAGUUGCAUAUUUAUAAUGAGGUUAAGCAAAAUUUUAAAAAUAUUAAAGGAAAAAUUUAAAUUUAUCUUGAAUAUACAGAUAGAUUUAAAAAAUAAUCUUAUAUACUAAUAUUAUAUAGAUAGUACGAGAUAUGUCCAAAAAGUAAGUUCCGUUUUCUAUUUUUAUCUCGUUUGCGAUGUUAUCUUAAUUACGAUCAUAUCCGAUUAUUUCAUUUACUUAUUUGGAACAUUUUAAAACCAUUCCGUGACUAAUUAGUGUACGUACAUCACGUGACNGUUAGGAGAUGGGUGCGUCUUUUCAAUGAAGGCCGUACAAAUGUUCACGAUGAAGAACGAAUUGGGCGACCAUCUUUGGUUAAUGAUGUUUUGGUGCAAGAAGUCGAAAAAAAAAUUCAUGAAAACAGAAGGUUCACCAUGACGUCAUUAUCAAUACAUUUCCCUCAAAUUUCCUGUUCUCUUCUUCAUGAAAUUGUGUCAAUAAAAUUGAAUUUUCGAAAAUUGUGCGCACGUUGGGUGCCGAAAAUUCUUACUGAUGAACACAGAGUGCAACAUCAGGGUAGUGCACUUCAUUUUUUGUCACGAUACGAAGAAGACGGUGAUAACUUUUUAAGCCGUAUUGUCACAGGGGACGAGACUUGGGUUUCGCAUGUCACCCCUGAAUCAAAACAACAAAGUAUGGAGUGGAGACAUACCAUAUUGCCAUCAACGAAAAAAAUCAAACAGACACUGACUACUCGAAAAAUCAUGUGCACGGUGUUUUGGGACAGACAAUGAGUUUUGUUAAUGUACUUUUUACCGCGUGUAUAAACAAUCAACUCAAAUUCUUAUUGCAAGACGCUUAAAAAACUACGUAGUGCAAUAAAAAAUAAACGACGAGGCAUGCUUAGCCGUGGCAUUGUUUUCAUCCACGACAAUGCCCGCCCGCACACAGCAAAUGUGACGAAACAACUUGCAGAUUUUGCAUGGGAACAAUUUAAUCAUCUGCCCUACAGUCCAGAUUUGGCACCCAGUGUUUUUCAUCAUUUUUUACACAUAAAAUCAUUUAUGGGUGGCCAGAACUUCAACGAAGAUGAUGAGGUGAAAAAGGCUGUUAGCGCAUGGUUACAAUCACAGGCGUCNUUCACGAUAAAGAACGAACUAGGCGACCAUCUUUGGCCUGCACACAGCAAAUGUGACGAAACAACUUCUUGCAGAUUUUGCAUGGGAACAAUUUAAUCAUCCGCCCUACAGUCCAGAUUUGGCACCCAGUGAUUUUCAUCUUUUUUUACACAUAAAAUCAUUUAUGGGUGGCUAGAACUUCAACGAAGAUGAUGAGGUGAAAAAGGCUGUUAGCGCAUGGUUACAAUCACAGGCGUCAUAUUUCUAUGAUGAAGAGAUACAAAAACUAGUACCUCAAUAUGAUAAAUGCUUAAACAAUGGUGGUAACUAUGUUGAAAAAUAAAGUAAUACAUGUAUUUUAUAUUCUAAUAAAAUUUAUAUUAAAAUUUACACAUUUACAUGUUUUUAUUGCCCAACGGAACUUACUUUGUGGACGUACCUCGUAAUACAACUUCUUAAAUCUAUAUCAUCUCAGUGUUUUAAAAAAAAAAUCUUCUAAUAUACACACAACUUUUAUAAUACUCCAGGCAUUAUUUUGUACUUUGUCUAUUUAUUUAUCUGUUUUGCAUAUAUACAUGCACACAUAUAUUGUUAUUUUUUUAAUUUAAUUUUUUGCUUUAGUUCAGACAUAUUUGUAUUUUUAUUGAGUACAAGAGCUGGAGGUCUUGGAAUAAAUUUGACUGCUGCAGAUACUGUUAUAUUUUAUGACAGCGAUUGGAAUCCUACUGUUGAUCAACAAGCAAUGGAUCGAGCUCAUAGACUUGGUCAAACUAAACAAGUUAGCCUUAUAUUAGUUAAAAUAAUAAUUCAAGUACUCGAUUUGUAUUUCUAAGCAUAAUAAUAUUUAAUCAAAUAAUUCACAUAUUUGCUUUCCCUAAUAAAAUCCCAUUUUCUUUAAAGUUUGUUAACUCUUCUUUGUUAACUAGUCCAAAAGGAAUGAAAAAGGAAAGAAUGUUGUUUUGUUUAUUAAUAAACACUGAUUUUCUAGGUUACUGUUUAUAGACUCAUAACUCAGCACUCGAUUGAAGAACGGAUAUUACAGAGAGCAAAAGAAAAAAGUGAAGUAUGAUGAACUAAGUUCUAAGUAUCCUACAGUGUUAUCCAUAUGCUAAUAACUGUCAAUAUUCAUUUUUUUUUUAAAUUGGGUUUUGUGUCAAAGGGACACAGAUGUAAAUUUUUAAAAUUUUCAACAUAGCCAAUUUGUAAAAUAUAUUCUAUUAAUGUUAAUGUAUCAUACAUUCAUAUCCGAUUAAUAGUUUCUUAGUAAUCUUAGUAAUAGCCAUUUUAAUUUCAACAUUCAACAUUUCUAACCUGUAUUAUGGUUAUGAUUUGCUAUUGUGUACCGUGUUAAUUUUGUUUUUCACACCUUCUAGAUAUAAAACGACUAAUUCUAAGAAAUUAUUGAUCAGAUAUAUGAUACAUUUAAAAUUUUUAGAAUAAUAUAUUUAAUAUGGAUAACACUAUAGGACAAUCUAUAUUAUCAAAUAAUCUACAAAAUUAUACAUCAAAUUAUCCAUGGAUAUUUUAUCUUUAGAUACAAAGAAUGGUAAUAAGUGGUGGAAAUCUUAAACCUGAUACUUUAAAACCAAAAGAAGUGGUAUCAUUGCUUUUGGAUGAUGACGAAAUUGAAAGCAAAUGUAUGUGUAAGAAAAUGUUUGUAUAAAAGAAUUUAAAAUAUAUAUAUUUAAAACCCUUAUUUAGAUCGUCAAAAACAAGAAGAGAGGAGACUAUUGGAAGAAACAAGAGCUGAGGGGUUUAAAGAAAAAGAUCGGAAACGAAAAAUAGAUGUUAAAACUGAUAGUUCUUCUAAAAUAAAAAAGACUGAAGAAGUAUCAACUAUUGAUGAAUUAGUAUUAAGUCCUCGAAGUGAGGUAAAUUUAACAUUAAAUAUUUAAAUAUAAAUUAUAAAAAUUUUGUUUACUUGUUUUCUAUUCAAACUUAAAAAUACUAGUAUAAUAAAUUAAUAGAAAACAAAUAAAAAUUUAAAAAAGAAAAUCUACAAUAUAAGGUUAAAUUAAAAUCUUCCAGUAGGAGGGAAUCAGAAUACUCUCAUGGUACCUAUACCUGUUGUGAGGAGCGAUAAAUGGGGUUUCGAUCAGAUUGACAGUCUGUGUAAAAUUCUAUUAAACAGUAUGAAAAGUUCUAAAUAAAACUUUGGCGGAUUGUCCUUUAUCGGAUGUGCAUGGGGAAAAAAUGUAAGAGAAAGUACAAUGGUGUAUAAUGUUUAUGAAUAAUAUAGUUUUAAUAGGAGAAAAUCUGGAAGAAAUUAACAAUAGGUUUGAAGAAUGAAGAGUGAUACUUGAAUAAAAGGGACUAAGGAUCAAUAGAAAUAAUACAGAAUGUAUAGAGUAUGAUUUUAUAUAAUCUCUAAAAUCAUACUCUAUAGAUUGUCUCCCCUGCUAAAAAGACCUGCACACGCUUAUGGGGAUAAGUACCGGAAAUCAGAAAUAAUUCUUCAUUAAUGCAUUUAUUUUAUGAAAUACCUAACUAAAAAUUAUGAAAAUUUGUUUAUCAUUUAAACUCCUUCCUUAUUAUACCAAGUUCAAAUUCUGGAACUUCAUUUAGGUAAUGCCAUAAUGUUUAAUAUUAAAUUUAUAUUUUUUUCUUAACAAAAAAAAACAGGUGGGUGUUGGUGCACUCAAGGUUGAGGUAAUUUUUUUUUGUUGAAUCUUGUAUAUGAUCAUGUGGGCCACUAGAUUCUAUUAUUCCCGGGCUGUUCAGAUUAUGCUUAUCUGCCCCUAGUGACAAGAGAAUUCCAAUGAGACUUAAAAGUAAGUUCUACAAAAGUGUGGUGAGGCUGACUGUUGUAUGAUUUGGAGUGUUGGGAAGUAGACAGAAAAUAGAACAAAGAUUGAGUGCAUCAGAGAUGAAAAUUUUUAGGUAGAUGAGUGGAGUGAUCAAAGAAGAUAGAAGAAGAAAUGAGUAAAUAAGAGGUUACCUAUGCAUGGCUUCGAUAGCAGAUAAAUAAGAGAAAAUGAGAUGGUUUGUGUAUAUCACAGGGAGAGAAACAGUAAGAAUUAUAAUGAAAAUAAACAUAGGAGGAAAGAGAUGGAAAGGACGACUAGAAAAUAGGUGGCGGGAUGCGAUUGAGAAUGAUAUGAGAAUAAUCUGUGUAAAUAUGAUUAUAUCAUAUUUACAUCAGUUUUAUUUUCACAUUUUAAUUGUAUUUAAAAAGUUAUUUUAUUUUAUAUUUAUGCAAUAUGAAGAUUACUGAAGCCGAAACUAAUAAUUACCUUAAUUAUACUUUUUGGUUCAAUUAAUAAUUCUAUACUUUCUUAAUUUAUUUAAAUUUUAAUAUUAUCAUUUUGUGAAAUUUGAACAGAGUAGUUUCGCCUAUGAAGAAACUGGCAGUGAAACAACAAUUGAACUUGAUGAUUCACCUAUAAAAUUAUCUCCAAGUAAAUUAGAUGAAAAAUACAUUAUAUUUUUAAAAUUUGUUUUUAGUAUUAAGUUACUUACAACAAUCUUUUUAUUUCAGCAACCAAACGUGGUAGAACAAUUCGCAGAAAUAUUUCAUCACUAACACCCAGUAGUCUUGGUAAAUUAUAAUAUAUAUUAUUACCUGAAUCAAAUUUGUAUACUUUAUAUUAAUACACUGCUUCCUUUAUUGAAAUUGGUAUUUCAGUUUCUGGGGAUGAUGGCUCUAAAAACAACAAUUAUUGCAAUAAAGCAAUAGUAACAGCAACGAAACGAGGUCCAGGCCGUCCAAAGUAUAAAACUCCUGUCCUAACCAAUUCAGCUUUUAAGAACCCCCUCAAAAAGUCUUAAUUUAAAAUUUUAUGAAUAAAAUGAGUAUA
Messenger RNA from Cinara cedri, 11280 nucleotides. The record is from the annotation of a GenBank genome assembly. Lineage: Eukaryota; Metazoa; Arthropoda; Insecta; Hemiptera; Aphididae.